AACCCAAGUGAUAGAGAAAGCAAUCAAGCUUUUUGUGAGCUUCUGGAGCUGAAGCAAAAACUAAAUUUGAGAAAGAAUGCCGAUCCCCAGAAUCGCCCUCGGAUCUCCGGCUGAGGCUGGCCAGGCUGAUGCGCUCAAAGCCGCUCUUGCGGAGUUCAUUUCCGUGCUCAUUUUUGUUUUUGCUGGCGAAGGCUCCGGAAUGGCUUUCAAUAAGCUGACUGAUGACGGGUCGUCGACACCGGCUGGCCUAGUUGCUGCGGCAGUGGCUCAUGCCUUCGCACUCUUUGUGGCAGUUUCAAUUGCCGCCAACAUUUCCGGAGGCCAUGUCAACCCUGCUGUCACCUUUGGUGCUCUGGUUGGUGGACACAUAACAUUGUUCAGAAGCCUUUUGUACUGGAUUGCCCAGUUACUUGGUUCAGUGGUUGCUUGCUUGCUUCUUAAGUUCGCAACCGGCGGAUUGACAACAUCAGCUUUCUCCCUAUCCUCUGGCGUGAGCGCAUGGAAUGCACUUGUUUUCGAGAUUGUCAUGACCUUCGGCCUGGUUUACACUGUAUACGCAACAGCCAUUGACCCGAAGAAGGGCAACAUCGGCAUCAUUGCACCCAUUGCAAUUGGUUUCAUCGUGGGUGCCAACAUCUUGGCUGGUGGUGCCUUCGAUGGUGCAUCCAUGAACCCUGCAGUCUCCUUCGGACCUGCUGUGGUUAGCUGGACAUGGUCUAACCACUGGGUCUACUGGCUCGGUCCAUUUAUUGGUGCUGCCAUUGCUGCAUUCGUUUACUCCAUCUUCUACCUCAGCCCAACCACCCACGAGCAACUCCCUACCACAGAUUACUGAGAGUUGAUCUUUCCCUCCCGGUGAUGUGAUGAGAAGGGGUUGGAAUUUGGUGCCGUUGGGUUCACUUCUUUGGCUGUUGUGGUGUUGUUUGAAUCUGGUUGUUGUUAAUUGUCAAUUCCAGCGAGGUUGUGUUGUUUUCUUCAAUCAUUUUGUUCACUAAUGUUCAUUUUCUUUGGGCGAGAAUCUCCUUUUGAUUAA
Molecule: messenger RNA, 1033 nt
Organism: Vitis vinifera (wine grape)
Lineage: Eukaryota; Viridiplantae; Streptophyta; Magnoliopsida; Vitales; Vitaceae
Product: aquaporin TIP1-2
Exons: 3
Coding region: 77-835 (252 amino acids)
Biological process (GO): water transport; transmembrane transport
Cellular component (GO): membrane
Molecular function (GO): water channel activity
Source: RefSeq, a predicted model, not a curated record